Messenger RNA from Cuscuta europaea, 2592 nucleotides. The record is from the annotation of a GenBank genome assembly. Lineage: Eukaryota; Viridiplantae; Streptophyta; Magnoliopsida; Solanales; Convolvulaceae.
UAUUAUUUCUCUGAUGGUAUCGAGAGCCACUUCUAAAAAUCCCUGAUUUUUUUUUCCUGCUGCGAUAUGUCUUCCGCGCCUCAACCGUCCACCGCAGCCUCUUCUACGCAGCCUCAGUCCUCCGCAGCUGCUCAAUGACGUCGCCGGGUGUUUCUCCUGCUGAUUCCGCCGCACAGCAACUUCCGAUUUCCUCACAGUCGCACACUGCCUUCUCUCAGCCGUGGAUGCCGCCGCCUCCUACGACGGAUUUCAGCGCCUGGAACCCUCCUGUCUUUACCUGGACUCCGACAUCUCCUGCUGUCCGUCCACCAGUGCAGCCCGCCGUCUCCUUUGGCAGAAGCCCCUCUCCGUCUACUGCGUCUAUUUCUGAGUUUGCUGGCCCAACGUUUGCUAGGGCUCCAGGAAUUACACCACUGCGUUCUCCUGGUCCCAUAGCUCCACGGACUCCUGCUGCCCAUACAGGUUCAAUCCUGUCUGAUUUAGUUAAGAACAUUGGUUUUUCUGCCCUUAAUAUUACUAAUAUUGUGACAACCAAACUGGCUGCGGUAGAGGACCAUUUGCCUUGGCGUACUCAAUUUGAGUCUUUCUUAGUCUCCAAUGGUUUUUGGGAAUUUUAGAUGGUUCAAUUCCUGCUCCUACUCCCUAUAUUUUUGAUGCUUUUCAUCUUGAGACAAUCAAUCCUGACUAUUGUAAUUGGCUAAAACUUGAUCAAACGGUGCGCUCUUGGCUAUUUGCUACAUUGUCUCGUGAUGUCUUAAUUGAGGUGCAUGAAUUAAAGAAUGCUUCCGCUAUCUGGAGUAGGUUAGAGUCUCAUUUUAUGUCUGCUAGUCUUGCCCGCUCCAUGGAAUUGAAACGACAACUCACCCACUCUAGGAAGGCUCCUAAUCAAUCUAUGGAACAUUAUCUUAGAGACAUUAAAAUUAUUGAUGAUAACUUAGCUGCAAUUAAUGCCCCUAUUUCUCCUCGUGAACUGUUUCAAACUAUUUUACUUGGUUUGGGCCGUGACUAUGAAUCUCUUAUUACACCGGUUGGGUUGUUUCCGGAGAGUUUCACUUUUGAAAAACUACGCACCAGUUUGGUUGAAAAGGAGCAAACCAUUCAGUACAUGCGUGCUUUAGAAGACCCUCCUCAAGCCCAAGCUUUUGCCGGUCAAACUCAGGCUGCGGGGCAGCCACCUCCACAUGGCCAGCAGCAGCGCGGGAGAGGAUAUCGCGGCAGGGGUGGCCGCGGACAGCGGGGCGGAGGGGGCCGUGGACAGCGUGGUCGUGGCUAUGGACCACCUCAACCUGGUUAUGGUUAUCCUCCACAGAUGGGCUACAGUUACCCCCCGCCAGGAUAUGUUACAGGGGGUGCACCUCAUACGGGUAUUCUUGGGGCUCCGGGCUCGGCAGGCUCUUCAUCUGUUGAAGGGAACUCUGUUCCUCCUCCUGUAGUUUGUCAGAUUUGUUAUGCUCCAGGUCAUCCCGCCUCCACUUGUCCGUCCCGUUUUGUUCAGCCGGUUGCACCUGCUCUUGCUGCUCAGACUCUUGAAGCUUCUGACAUUGUGUGGUAUCCUGACUCAGGUGCCUCUGCCCAUAUGACUCCUCAUCCAGGAAAUCCACACAUUGUUGUCCAAAUUAAGAUACAUUAAUAUAUCAACACUAACUACUACAGAAUCUACCUAUGUAGAAUUCUUAGAAAGGGUUUAUACAACUGAGCUAUUGUUGAGGAACAUUGGGUUGUGGGAAGGAGGAGACGUGGCACACUUAUGGCUCGAACUUUUCGUGCCUCAAAGCAAAAUACAGACUUAUGCUUCGCAAGUUUUUUGCAAUAUCCUCUCAGAUACAAACGCAGGACCUGUUCUUAUCUACCCCUUCAACAAAUCAAAGUUUGACAACAAAACAUCACUCGUUUUUCCCGACAAGGAUAUUUUUUAUUUGACAUCAUUUCUUCCACGCACAAACCUCUCAUCCAAUGGGACAGAUGGGUUGGAAAAGGGGAGGAAUGAAAGACAUAAAAUCUUAGAUUUCUGUGAGUCAGCGAAGAUUGGAGUGUAUCAAUACUUUCCUUUCUAUGAGACACAAGAAGAGUACAAGGAGAAACACUAUGGGCCAGAACGGUGAAAGGUGCUUUCAGAGAGGAAAUCAAAGUAUGACACUUCAUGUACUCUAGCGCUCGGCCACAACAUUUUUAAUUUCACCAACUGUCCGGGUCUGACCACCGACUUGCCUUAACUUUUAAGGGCCAGGAUUCGUCAAACCAAUAAGAAACAAUAAUAUGUACGUGGAGCUAAGGUACAUAUGAAUGACGGAUUGCCAGUGGCUUGAACAUGUAAGCGGUGCCAGUUUACGUACCGGCGGCGAGCGCAUAUAGAGAUAUACAGAGACGAUAUUAUACACAAAAAGGCUUUGAUUUUACCUACAUGCUACCAACUCUAUCGUAUGCUAGAUACAUGUACAAUAUAUACAUACAUGGAAUCAAAUAAAAAUAUUUAUUUAUAUAUGAAGUAGUAUAUAUGUACAUUUGAGGAUUCGGGGACCCGGCCUCAUUUUGUGUAACAAUUCUUCUACAUACAAAGGGAUGGAUAUAUAGUUAUCCCGAGUCAGACGCCAC